AUGCCUUCACAACUGGAGACAGCCAUGGAGUCCCUCAUCGUGGUGUUCCACCGCUACGCUUCGCGGGACGGCAGGUCUGGCACCCUCAGCCGAAGGGAACUCCGAGAAUUGAUGGAGAACGAGCUGUCCAACUUUUUAAGGAGCCAGAAGGACCCAGCUGCCGUGGACAAGAUCAUGAAAGACCUGGACACCAACAAGGAUGGCCAAGUAGACUUUGAGGAGUUUGUGUCCCUGGUGGUAGGACUAUCCAUAGCGUGUGAGCAGUGCUACCAACUACACAUGAAGACCGCCGCCAAAAAGUAG
Molecule: messenger RNA, 303 nt
Organism: Nerophis lumbriciformis (worm pipefish)
Lineage: Eukaryota; Metazoa; Chordata; Actinopteri; Syngnathiformes; Syngnathidae
Source: RefSeq, a predicted model, not a curated record